GUCUGUCUCUGUUCUGUCAACAUUUGUAUGACGUCAUCUAUCAUCAAUGAUAUUGAUCAUGUCGUCACGUCAGCCACCAAUAAUUUUUGCUUUAUUUUAACUGUAUUCAAGGAAAAAUAUGUAGUAAAGUUUUAAUUUAUGUCCUUAAGUAUCAAACAUUCCUUUUUACAUAUAUUGUGGGACUUAGAUUUAAGAUUUAAAGAUGAUGCAGUUUAUGUUGUUGUUCAGCCGGCAGGGCAAACUAAGACUGCAGAAAUGGUACGUGGCGCACCCAGACAAACUGAAGAAGAAGAUCACACGUGAACUUAUAACCACUGUGCUAGCCAGGAAGCCUAAGAUGUGUUCGUUCUUGGAGUGGAAAGACGUCAAAAUAGUUUACAAAAGAUAUGCGUCCCUAUACUUCUGUUGUGCGAUGGAGCAGGAAGACAAUGAGCUGUUAACCUUGGAGCUUAUACAUCGCUAUGUGGAACUGCUUGACAAAUACUUUGGCAGUGUCUGUGAGCUGGAUAUAAUCUUCAACUUUGAGAAGGCGUACUUUAUUCUGGACGAAUUGGUGCUUGGUGGUGAGUUGCAAGAGACCAGCAAAAAGAAUGUCCUGAAGGCCAUCGCUGCACAGGAUCUACUCCAAGAGGAGGAGACGCCCCAGGGCUUCUUCGACGACCACGGGCUCGGGUAAGGAGGCGCCGCCCCGGCCUACCCCCACACCAGCGACAUACGUAGCCACCACGUAGAACAUUGUAAACGUCAUGGAUUUUGAUAUUAGAACAUUGUAACAAACCUCGUUUUGAUAUUGAUGUCAUUAGGGUUGCGAUUUGCGUGUACAUCGUGAAUAUAAAUAUGUAAAUAUAUUACAGAGUAUUGUCAAAAUAGUGAUAUAGUUGUUGUUUAUUGAAAUACCUAACUGUUGUACUCAGUAGUCAUAUACCAGGUUCAUUACAUGUUGUUCUGUGGUUUCAUUUGCGUAUUGUAUUCAAUUAGAGCUUUUAUUUUAUAAGUAGGAAUUUAAUUACAAAUAUUUUUGCACUUGAGAGGUUGUUUACCUAUUACAGUAUCAAUGGCAACUGCUUUAUGUACUUAAUUUAGUUUAGUAAUAAUUUGAAUGUUGGUAGAACUGCUUCUUUCUGUGUACGUAACGUUGGUACAUAAUGUUGGUUAUGAAUUAUGAAUAUAAGUUUUUCAGUAUCGUUAUGUGACUGUGGUAAAUGAUUAAUAAUGGUUUGUGCCAAAGGAAGCAUACAUACUUAUAUUUUGGUAAAAUUUCGCUUAUAAUAAUUGUUAUGAAUAAAUUAUAGAGUAGACGAAGUUAUGUAAAUCUCUUGUGUUACUGAGAAUGGUACAUUUGCAACUAGCCCUCCACUUUAUAACAUUGCUAUGGGACUCGCAGACUGCUUGAAUAGUUUGUUAGAGAUGUUCACAAGUACUCAUGACGAACUGUAUCAGACAGCCGCCCCGCGCGGUGUUGAAAAGACUGUGCGACUCCACAUCAUUUGUAUACAUUUGUACAUUUGUAAGCUCCCAACGUCUUACGUCAGACUUUAAUCUCAUAUCACAUUUCAUAUCUACAAAUUAUCAAGAGGCCUAAGAAUCAAAUAUAACAUAACAUUCUCUCUUUGAAACAUAUUGCGUAUUAAAUUAAUAUUUAAGAAAUCAAACUGCGUUUUAUUUGUAUAAAAUCUUCUAUUAAAAUGCGAUUAAAAACUCGCUACAUGAUUAUAAAAUUUAUAAAAUAGCUUCAUUACAAUAAAAUAAUUGAAUAUUGAAGACAUAUCGACAGUCUUUGAUUAAUUAUAAAUACAUUAAAUGCGCCAUAACAAUGUAGGUACAGCCUGUAUACCGGCAUUGUGGCUGUGACUUAACUUAAGGACAGACGCAUUGUUAUUAUUAGCGAGUGUGAAUGUUCCGCGACCUCAGUCUGUAUGAGGACAUGCAUUAUCGCACGUCGCUGAAACUGCAACGCGCUAAAAAUAACUGCGCCUGCAGCUUAUACGUUAAACAUAAUAUUAAUUGCUAUUAUAAUAAAAUGAAUAAAGAUUUAAUUAGAAGUUUCUGUAGACUUGGAUUCAGGUGUGGAUUUCACUUUGUUGGCGGUGGUGGGGGAGGAUUCUUCCGUGUUCUUGGGAGGGGAGGAGGUAGCCGACGCAGGGGACGAAGGCUCCGGGGUCUGGAACUUCUCCUUCUCCUGCUGCUCUUGCUCUUUCUCUUGUUGUUGCUGGUCACUGGUCACUUUAGCAAGAUGCAGGGCUGCCAACAACGCGGUGAUGUACCGACGUACAUCCAGUUCCACACCUGUAAU
Spodoptera littoralis (African cotton leafworm) is the source of this 2293-nucleotide messenger RNA. The record is from the annotation of a GenBank genome assembly. Lineage: Eukaryota; Metazoa; Arthropoda; Insecta; Lepidoptera; Noctuidae.